Molecule: messenger RNA, 1364 nt
Organism: Planococcus citri (citrus mealybug)
Lineage: Eukaryota; Metazoa; Arthropoda; Insecta; Hemiptera; Pseudococcidae
Product: cathepsin B-like cysteine proteinase 4
Exons: 6
Coding region: 3-1076 (357 amino acids)
Cellular component (GO): lysosome
Molecular function (GO): cysteine-type endopeptidase activity
Source: RefSeq, a predicted model, not a curated record
UAAUGGCUUGUAAUUUGUUUCUUGUUUCGUUAUUUGUUAGCAUCUCGAUAUUUAUUUAUAAUGUCGCCGCAUUCGACGAUUCUAAGAUUGAAAAUGAAAUUAAGUAUAUUAAUUCGGUUCAGUCUUCGUGGAAGGCUGAUUAUAGUCCAACGAUGACUGCAUUUCACCUCAAGGAAUGGAAAAACAAGCUGGGAAUUAAACUAGUCUCGAAGAAACUCCACAAAUUAAAGAAGUCGUUCGUGAGUGGAUUUUCCUCGAUGUUUAAAUCGAGUCAGUCGCGCCAAUCGCGUAUUCCUCUAAAUUAUGAUAUGCGCAGAGGUAGACCGGCUUGUAGACGUUUAAUAUCGCUGAUCAGGGAUCAGGCAGGAUGUGGAAGUUGCUGGGCUGUGUCUUCGGCGUCGGUGCUCUCGGAUCGGUUUUGUAUCGCUUCAAGGGGAAAGUAUAAGCAGCCUUUAUCAGCUGAAGAUAUGAUGAGAUGCUGUAGCGAUUGUAAAUCUAAGAAUGGCAACGGGUGUGAAGGAGGCGAUGUCGUCGAAGCGAUGUUUUUUCUGAAAGAUGAAGGAAUAGUGACCGGAGGAGAAUACGGUUCUAAAGAGGGUUGCAUGCCAUACUCGUUUGCACCAUGUUCAAGUUCAAAUGGCACUGACGGGCAAGCUAAAUGUUCGUAUUCGACGAAAGACGCCAAAACUCAAAAGUGUCGAAACCAAUGCUCCAACUCGAAGUACCGUUCAGCUUAUAAAUAUGAUAAAUAUUUCAUUGAUGAUGCUUAUUUGAUGCCGGACAAAGAAUCUGUCGUGAAAACGGAGUUGAUGAAAAAUGGAUCUUGCAUCGCGACGAUGAAAGUAUACGAAGAUUUCAUUCACUAUAAAUCAGGUAUCUAUCAACACGUGACAGGUGAAUUCUUAGGCGACCAUGGCGUGCGUCUGAUUGGCUGGGGAACUCAAAAUGGAACCGAUUUCUGGUUAGUUGCCAACUCGUGGGGUACAUCUUGGGGUGAAAAAGGCACAUUCAGAAUACAUCGAACUAAAAGUAAAUGCGAAUUUGGUAAAUAUAUAAUUUGUCCUGUGCCAUACUGAAAUGAGUAUGCAUGCGGUAGGUAUUCAUGUUUGUAAUUUUGUCAUUCGAUUAACUCCGUUGUAUUUUAGUUGAUCGUUCAAAAAUUUUGAGGUUUUUUUUUUUUAAUUUUCAGUUCUGAUGUAUUUUUUAGAACUGCUUGGAUCGUUUUAGAAUCGAUCUAAAAAGUAUUUUAAACUGUGAUAUCUAUACUUUAAUCGUGUAUUAAAUAAUUAUACCUACAUUUAAAAACGUACAUCGAAGGAAAUUCGUUCGUCAUUAAAUUAUCGAAAUUAAAUAUUUCAAAUUAU